Messenger RNA from Penaeus vannamei (Pacific white shrimp), 550 nucleotides. NCBI's taxonomy places the organism in Eukaryota, Metazoa, Arthropoda, Malacostraca, Decapoda, Penaeidae. The record is from RefSeq and is a predicted model, not a curated record.
AUGGAAAUCGUGCUGGACCAUGUAUAUAUAGCAGGUCGCCCUCACAGACUACAUCACUUCUGCAUCUUCCUCAACAUGUUUGCUAAGUUCAUCUUUGCUUUCGCCUUCGUGGCCAUGGCUCUCGCCCGCCCUGAGGAGACCCCAGGCUAUGAUUAUUCAGCGCCUUCCUCACCCGGCAAGUACGACUUCAACUACGCUGUCAAGGACGACUACUCUAACAACAACUACGGUCACCAGGAGGAUCGCAAUGGCUACGGUGCCCAGGGUUCCUACUACGUCCUCCUUCCCGACGGUCGUCUGCAGAAGGUCACCUACUCCGUCAACGGCGACUCUGGCUUCGUGGCCGAGGUCAGCUACGAGGGAGAGGCCCAUUACGCGGCUCCACAGCCUUCCUACAAGCCGACCCCUUCAUACGCUUAAACGAUUUCUUCGGCAGGGAAUCGUCCAACAAGCCCUCUCCUUACGAAAUGCACGACAGACCGCAGUAUUAUUUAUUGCUUGUAUAACUUUUGUAAAUAAGUAUAUUUAAAAAUAUCUGCAAUGCUCAUAA